This is a messenger RNA of Cyclopterus lumpus (lumpfish), 3813 nucleotides long. RefSeq names its product glutamate receptor, metabotropic 5b (gene grm5b). Gene Ontology annotation, cellular component: postsynaptic density membrane. Gene Ontology annotation, molecular function: adenylate cyclase inhibiting G protein-coupled glutamate receptor activity; G protein-coupled receptor activity involved in regulation of postsynaptic membrane potential. Gene Ontology annotation, biological process: trans-synaptic signaling by endocannabinoid, modulating synaptic transmission; G protein-coupled glutamate receptor signaling pathway; regulation of synaptic transmission, glutamatergic. The record is from RefSeq and is a predicted model, not a curated record. NCBI's taxonomy places the organism in Eukaryota, Metazoa, Chordata, Actinopteri, Perciformes, Cyclopteridae. Bases 1 to 3813 code for a protein of 1270 amino acids. The transcript is spliced from 18 exons.
AUGAUGCUUCGGCUGCUGCUAGUUCUGUCCAUUUGGGUGGGAUCCUAUCAAGCUGACUCUGCCCAGUCUGAACGGCGAGUUGUAACACACGUACCUGGUGACAUCAUCAUUGGAGCCUUGUUCUCCGUCCACCAUCAGCCUCCUGCUGACAAGGUACAUGAACGCAAGUGUGGCGCGGUGCGAGAACAGUAUGGCAUCCAGAGGGUGGAGGCCAUGAUGUACACACUGGACCGCAUCAACAGUGACCCACACAUCCUUCCCAACAUCUCCCUGGGCUGCGAGAUCCGGGACUCCUGCUGGCACUCAGCUGUGGCUCUGGAACAGAGCAUCGAGUUCAUACGGGAUUCGCUUGUCUCCUCUGAUGAGGCCGAGGAGUGGGGUGGAGGAGGUUCCUGGGGAGGACGAGGCGGCGGCGGCGGCGCGACGAUGAAGUGUGCAGACCCCUCUGCUACUCCAAUGCGGGGGAAGAAACCCAUCGUUGGUUUAAUUGGACCGGGGUCAAGCUCAGUGGCCAUCCAGGUCCAGAACCUUCUACAACUGUUCAACAUACCACAGAUUGCCUACUCUGCCACCAGUAUGGACCUCAGCGAUAAGAGCCUUUAUAAGUACUUUAUGCGGGUGGUGCCUUCGGAUGCCCAGCAGGCAAGAGCUAUGGUGGACAUUGUCAAGAGAUACAACUGGAGCUACGUGUCUGCUAUACACACUGAAGGCAAUUAUGGUGAAAGUGGGAUGGAAGCUUUCAAGGACAUGGCAGCAAAGGAGGGCAUCUGUAUCGCCCACUCUGGUAAAAUCUGGAGCAAUGCUGGAGAGCAGAGCUUUGAUCGGCUGCUGGAGAGACUGAGGGGCCACCUGCCUAAAGCCAGGGUGGUGGCAUGUUUCUGUGAAGGCAUGACUGUCCGCAACAUCCUCAUGGCUAUGAGACGCCAGGGGCUGGUAGGAGAGUUCCUACUCAUCGGCAGUGACGGAUGGGCAGACCGGUAUGAUGUAACAGAUGGCUACGUUAGGGAAGCGGCGGGUGGUAUUACCAUCAAGCUCCAGUCGGCUGAUGUGAAGUGGUUUGAUGAGUACUACCUUAAACUUCGCCCUGAAAACAACCAAAGGAACCCCUGGUUUCCAGAGUUCUGGCAGCAUCGUUUCCACUGUCGACUUAAAGGUCACCCGCAGGAGAGCCUCAAAUACAACCGCACCUGUAGCAAGCGAGAGUCGCUUCGGCAGCAGUAUGCACAGGACACUAAGAUGGGGUUUGUCAUUAAUGCCAUCUACUCGAUGGCAUAUGGCUUGCAUAACAUGCAACGGGCACUCUGCCCAGGCUAUCAGGGCCUGUGUGAUGCCAUGCGACCUAUAGAUGGUGCUACACUGCUGGACUUCUUGAUGAAAACCAACUUCACAGGCGUGUCAGGGGAGGGAAUCUUAUUCGAUGCUAACGGAGACUCACCUGGCAGGUAUGAAAUAAUGAACUUCAAAAAGAUGGGGAAGGACUACUAUGACUACAUUGUUGUUGGCAGCUGGGACAACAGAGGCUUAAAGAUAGAUGAUGAUGAAAUCUGGCCUAACAAAGACAGCGUGAUCAAGUCAGUCUGCAGUGAACCCUGUGAUAAAGGACAAAUUAAGGUUAUCCGUAAAGGUGAAGUGAGCUGCUGCUGGACGUGCACUCCCUGCAAAGAAAAUGAGAUUGUGUACGACGAGUACACCUGCCAAGCCUGUGAACUGGGCUCCUGGCCUACUUAUGACCUCACAGGCUGUGAAGCAAUCCCAGUGGAGUACCUGCGGUGGGGAGACCCGGAACCCAUUGCUGCUGUGGUCUUUGCCUGCCUCGGUCUAAUGUUCACCUUCUUUGUCACUGCAGUCUUCAUCAGGUUCCGUGAUACCCCAGUAGUGAAAUCUUCCAGUCGGGAGCUGUGCUACAUAAUACUGGCAGGGAUCUGCAUGGGGUACCUGUGUACCUUCAGCCUCAUAACCAAACCCCAUGUCAUCCACUGCUACCUCCAACGACUGGGAAUAGGCCUGUCACCUGCCAUGAGCUACUCUGCGCUUGUCACCAAGACAAACCGCAUCGCUCGGAUCCUGGCAGGCAGCAAGAAGAAGAUCUGUACAAAGAAACCUCGCUUCAUGUCUGCUUGCGCUCAGCUCAUCAUUGCCUUCCUCCUCAUACUGCUGCAGCUGGGCAUCAUCGUGGCUCUCUUCCUCAUGGAGCCUCCUGAGGUGAUCCAUGACUACCCCAGCAUCCGCCAGGUCAACCUCAUUUGCAACACCACUAACAUGGGUGUGGUUGCACCAUUGGGAUACAAUGGCCUGCUCAUCCUCAGCUGCACCUUCUAUGCCUUCAAGACUCGCAACGUCCCAGCUAAUUUCAAUGAGGCUAAGUACAUUGCUUUUACCAUGUACACCACCUGUAUUAUCUGGCUGGCCUUUGUACCCAUCUACUUUGGCUCCAACUACAAAAUUAUCACCAUGUGCUUCAGUGUCAGCCUCAGUGCCACUGUGGCGCUGUGCUGCAUGUUCGUACCCAAGGUGUACAUCAUUCUAGCUAAACCAGAGCGUAAUGUGCGCAGUGCCUUUACCACGAGCACAGUGGUGCGCAUGCACGUAGGCGACGGCAAAUCGUCCUCAGCCGCCAGCCGUUCAUCUAGUCUGGUUAACCUGUGGAAACGCAGAGGCUCCACCGGAGAGACACUCAGCUCCAACGGUAAAUCAGUGUCUUGGGCGCAGACGGAGCGUAGCGGCUCACGUGGCAACCACCUGUGGCAACGGCUGUCCUUCCACAUCAAGAGAAAGGAGAACAAUCAGACUGCGGUCAUCAAGCCCUUCUCCAAAACGUCGGAGGAGCGUUACUGCGGAGGGGGGGACCUGCCGCCGCACAUCCCUCUGCCCUCCCUUCCCUCCAUGUCCUUACUGUCCAUUCAUCCCGACUCUGGCAUAGACAAGACCCUGUACGAGCUCUCUGAAGCGGAGGAGCGCUACUCCAUCACAUACCGUCCGCAGACGCCCUCCCCAAUCAGUACGGUCAGCCAGAGGCUAGGGGCCGGGGUCGGGGAGGAGCCCCCGAUGACUGGGAUUCCAAACUACCCAAGCAGCAUCUGCAGCGGCGGCAGCGGCAGCGGCAGCGGCAGCGGCAGCGGCAGCAGUUGCGGUCCUCCCAGCAGCGGCUCUCUCGUCAUGGGGAGUGACGGCCGUUUGGUUAUUGUGGACGAUCACCCGGGACAGGCCCAGAGUUCACUGAUGGAUCAGAUCAGCUGCGUGGUAAACCGCUUCACCGCUAACAUCAGCGAGCUCAACAACAUGAUGUUAUAUUCCUCUCCAACGCACUCACACACGCACAAACACACGCCUCCUUCUCCCCACCCUGCCGACCCAUAUCUGCCUUCUCCCCACCCCGCCGACCCAUAUCUGUUGCCCCGUGAAAUCCAGAUGCCCCCGACCCUCACAACCUACGCUGAAGUCCAGCCCCUCCCACCUGUCGAGUCCAGCAUGGGGGGCCGGAGUGGCUGUCUUGUUCACCCUAACCCUCAUUCACCUUACCCCCUGCCGCCUCCUCAUGCCCAGACCUCUCCCUCUUUCUCCCCCAUGCGAGGUGGCCUGAUCACCUGCCUCAACCACUCGCCUCUCAGGAGGGGAGAGUUGGAAGAGGAGCUUAUUGCUUUGACUCCUCCGUCACCUUUCCGCGAUUCCCUGGCAUCUAGUAGUGGCUCACCUGUCUCGGAGAGAGAUCUGUGUCUCCCCCCAGUCCCCUCCCAUCCUCCUCCCUCUCCCCCUUCGCCAAGGUACAGCAGACUGACACUCGGAAACUACAGCCAGAGUUCAUCCUCACUGUGA